Molecule: messenger RNA, 1311 nt
Organism: Ostreobium quekettii
Lineage: Eukaryota; Viridiplantae; Chlorophyta; Ulvophyceae; Bryopsidales; Ostreobiaceae
Source: the annotation of a GenBank genome assembly
AUGGGCGUGCCCGCAUUCUACAGAUGGCUCAGCACGAGGUACCCCAAGAUUGUGAAGCCGGUCAUUGAUGAGGAGCCCGCGGAGGUCGACGGGCAGGAGGUGCCGGUGGACCUCAUGCAGCCGUGCCAGAACGGGGAAUGGGACAACCUGUACCUGGACAUGAACGGCAUAAUUCAUCCGUGCUUCCACCCGGAAGACAGGGAGGAGCCCACAACAGAGGAAGAGGUCUUCCAGCUGAUCUUUGAGUAUAUCGACCAUGUCUUCAGCUUGAUUCGCCCCAGGAGGCUGCUGUUCAUGGCCAUUGACGGAGUGGCACCUCGGGCGAAAAUGAAUCAACAGAGGUCACGCCGCUUCAAGUCCAUGAAGGAAGCUGAGGACAAGAGAAAGGAGGAAGAGAAAUUGAGGAAUGAGUUCAGUGAUAUGGGAGUGAAGGUCCCUCACAAGAAGGAAAAGGGGGGGCAGCUCUUCGACAGCAAUGUCAUCACUCCGGGCACAGCGUUCAUGGCCCGGCUAUCCAUCGCCCUUCAAUAUUACAUUCGCUUGAGGCAGAACACAUUGCCAGCAUGGAAAGAUCUGAUGGUGAUCCUUUCAGAUGCCAAUACCCCCGGAGAGGGAGAGCACAAAAUCGUGUCGUACAUUCGAGAGCAGAGGGAUAGAAAGGGGUGGGAUCCGAACACACGGCACGUUCUGUAUGGGCUGGAUGCUGACCUCAUCAUGUUGGCACUGGCUACGCAUGAGCCACAUUUUGCCAUUUUGCGGGAGGUGAUAAAUUUUAACCAGAAGGAUGGCACCAAGGACAGUUCUGUGGCAGCCCUCAGCACAGCCAGCCCUGCAAAGAAAGCAAACAUAGCUAAGAAACCAUACCAGCUCCUAUUCGUCCACAUCUUGCGCGCGUACCUAGCCCUAGAACUGCACCAGGAUGGCCUACCCUUUGAGUGGGAUGAGGAACGUGUCUUCGACGAUUUUGUCUUUCUGUGCUUCUUUGUUGGGAAUGACUUCUUGCCACAUUCGCCAACACUGGAGAUCCGAGAAGGGGGCAUUGACUUGCUGAUGCGAAGGUACAGGAAAAUUUUGCCUCAGUUGGGUGGUUAUUUGUGUGAGGGCAGCAAGGUGAAUCUGAAGCGCGUGGAGAUGCUGGUGCAGGAGGUGUCGAAGGAGGAGGAAGACAUCCUCCGAUCAAGGAUGAAGAGGCAGAAGGACCAAAGAGAAAAUAAGGAAAGGCAAAGAAAGCGGCAUCAAGAAGAGCGGAGCAAGAAGAGCGGAACCGGUCAGGGCAGGCACGUCCUACCGUCCGUCUUGAUAGCGCUUUGA